CCGGGCGUGUGAUGUGUGAAGGACAUCAGCAGUGCUCCUCCCUCCUCCCCCGUCCUCCGUGCCUCCGUCAGCACAUCCACACUGGCGCUGACGCCCCGGUCUCCUUCCCCGAGUUCUGCCGGGUCUUCGGGUUCCCUGUGGGCCCCUCGGGCUCCGGCUCCCUGCUGCUCUUCUACGAGCUGUUGGACCAGACGGGGGCGCUGGUGCAGAGGGGCAGUGCCAGCGGGUGCCCACAGCUGGGGCAGCACCCCGAGGCCAUGCUGUUCGGACCGCAGGGCGCCCUAUGCAGCUACCUGUGUUCAGUGCUGGAUGUGUGUGACUCCGUGAGCUCCGUGCGCCUCUACUCCAGCUCCUCCCCGUGCGAGGACCCGGGCAGCCAGUGCUGCGGCCUCCUCCUGGCCUUCCUGCAGCAGCGGCCCUGGCUGCGUCUGGACCUGCUCUUCUCCCAGCUCCACCGCACCCAGCCGCGCUGGCCCCAGGCCCCCCGCACCAGAGAGGCCCUGCGCAGCCUGGCUGCUCUCUGGCCCCGGGUCACCCUCAGCCCCCUGUCGGGCCGCGUUUGGGCCCUCCUGCUGGGCAGCUUCGUGACGGAUGCCCCCCUGUCUGUCCUCCAGGCUCCGCUUCUGCCGGGGAGGGUGGCGGCGGACCGGCUGAACGCCGUGGAGCUGUCAGCCAUAACUGGCAUGGGCCCCGCCUACCUGGAUCUGCCUGCUACCGGCGUGACGGAUGACACUGACCGCGACCCGAACCGGGCCUCGACUGGACCCAAAACCAUCCUGCCUCCCCUCCACUCUGACCCUGACACAUAUCCACCCCCCCAGCCUCUCCAGGGGCCGACUCCACGCAGGGCCCCCCUGCGGCCCCUUAACGUAGUUAGGCACGUGCGGAUGCCCAGGCCGCUGGCCCAGGUCCAGCCAGGGUCUCACUCCUCUAUUCCCUCCCUGCUGCUGACGGGUCGACCCGUGGAGGUGCGCAGUCCCUUUAUUGACCAGCAGGGGGCAGCAUAA
Clupea harengus (Atlantic herring) is the source of this 1007-nucleotide messenger RNA. Its product is annotated as putative C->U-editing enzyme APOBEC-4. The transcript is spliced from 3 exons. Lineage: Eukaryota; Metazoa; Chordata; Actinopteri; Clupeiformes; Clupeidae. The record is from RefSeq and is a predicted model, not a curated record. The coding region runs from base 12 to 1007 and encodes 331 amino acids.